Messenger RNA from Maudiozyma saulgeensis, 978 nucleotides. The record is from the annotation of a GenBank genome assembly. Lineage: Eukaryota; Fungi; Ascomycota; Saccharomycetes; Saccharomycetales; Saccharomycetaceae.
AUGCUAAACCCUGACGAUUUACCAUUCUUCGACCCUACAAAGACUGAAAAGAUUGCUGUGGUGACGGGUGGUCACAGUGGGAUUGGAUACUACACAACAUUGCACUUAUUUAUGCAUGGUUUUACAAUAUAUAUAUGUGGGAGAAAUUCACAUAAAGUACAUAAGGCAAUGCGAACAAUAAUAGACGAGGCUACAGACCGUACCAAUACAUUACAAUUAGAUAUAAGAAAUGAAAGGCGAUCUUUCUUUGGCUCAAUACAUUAUAUACAUAUUGAUUUAACGGAUUUGAAAAGUGUAGAACGUGCUACAUUAAAAUUACAAAGAAGCGUAACCCAUAUUGAUGUGUUGAUAAAUAAUGCGGGUAUUAUGGCAGUACCUUAUCAAUUAACGAAAGAUGGAUUUGAAACUCAAUUACAAACAAAUUAUAUAUCACAUUUCUUAUUUACAAUGCGGCUGUUACCAUUAUUGAAAGAAUGUAAUGGAAGAGUAAUAUCAUUAUCCUCCUUGGGUCAUCUUUUAGAGUUCAAAUAUUGGAAAUUAAGUGAAAAAUGGAAUAUUUGGCCUGAUAUAAUAUUUACGUGGUUUAGAUAUGCGAUUUCUAAGACAUCUCUUAUUCAAUUUACUAAAAUGUUGGCUAUUAAAAACCCUGAUAUAUUAUGUAUUUCACUACAUCCAGGUCUAGUAAUGAAUACGAAUUUAUUCAGUUAUUGGACUAGAUUACCUUUAAUAGGUAUAUUCUUUUGGGUAUUAUUCCAAGUAAUUGGCUUCUUUUUCGGUGUAUCUAAUGAGCAAGGUUCAUUAGCUACAUUAAAAUGCGCAUUGAGUAAUAAUAUGUCUACUGAAAAUGAUAAUGGUAAAUAUUACACAACUGGUGGUAUAGAAUCUAAGAGUAGCUACAUUGCAAAUAAUCUCGAUGAUGCAGCAUCAACAUGGAUAUGGACGGUCCACCAAUUAAAGGAUAGAGGAUAUAAAAUAUAA